Molecule: messenger RNA, 895 nt
Organism: Hippoglossus stenolepis (Pacific halibut)
Lineage: Eukaryota; Metazoa; Chordata; Actinopteri; Pleuronectiformes; Pleuronectidae
Gene: smim15
Product: small integral membrane protein 15
Exons: 2
Coding region: 155-382 (75 amino acids)
Source: RefSeq, a predicted model, not a curated record
AAAGCCUCAUAUCCAAUCAGGGGCGAGGAAGAUUCAGAGGCCACACCCGUUUCACUUCCCGGAACAGGGAGGAGGAGCUGAAUCUGAUCGUCGUGGAUAAAAACCGCUAAUCACGAGACUUUGGUCCGACUAAUCCUCCUCGUUCCCGAGCAGGAUGAUUGACGUUCGGGCAUGGGCAGAGUACGUGGUGGAGUGGGCUGCCAAAGACCCCUAUGGUUUCCUCACCACUGUCAUACUGGCUCUCACACCUCUCUUCAUUGCCAGUGCACUGCUGUCCUGGAAACUGGCCAAGAUGAUUGAGGUGCGUGACCGGGAACAGAAGAAAAAGCAGAAACGUCAGGAAAACAUAGCCAAGGCAACCAAGAGGACCAAGAAGGACUGAGUCUGCGAGGGUAGGAUGGGGGCAUAGAAGAAACAAAUAAGGAGGAGCACCCACCACGCUCACGGCCCUCCUUAUUCCAAAUAAUGACAUGGUGCCCUUCCUUGUCCCAGCCCUACCGUCAGCACAGGGCCACCACGCCUCAUGUCCGUGGUAGGAGGAGGGACAUUGGCCCCACAGGCCUAAUAGUGCUGAGACGGACAGUACUGCCUGGAGGAGGCUUGUCCCGGUGGGACUUAGGUCAGCAAGAGCGCAGUGGUUAUCUGUAUGAUGUGUUUUAUACAGAAAUCCGCUGAUAAUAUUGUGCAGCUGUUGCAACACCUUGCAUUCCAUUGUUGGCAUCUCUGUUCUGCUGAAUUGACGAUGUAACGAGCAAACUGGAACUUUUUCUCCACGUCACUCGCAAAGUAUCCAAAUUAUAACUUUUUAAUCAAUAAAGUUUUCAUGGUUGAUAAGAACAUUUUCUUUUUUGUGGAAUUAACACAAGCGAUUUUAAUUAAAACUAUUUAAAAAGUA